Drosophila montana is the source of this 1754-nucleotide messenger RNA. RefSeq names its product Ionotropic receptor 85a (gene Ir85a). The record is from RefSeq and is a predicted model, not a curated record. Gene Ontology annotation, cellular component: membrane. The transcript has 2 exons. Lineage: Eukaryota; Metazoa; Arthropoda; Insecta; Diptera; Drosophilidae. Gene Ontology annotation, molecular function: ligand-gated monoatomic ion channel activity. Bases 16 to 1740 code for a protein of 574 amino acids.
GAGGAUUCCAAUCUUAUGGUGGAGGUCAGCAAAAUUUUAUGUCGUGCCAGUAUCAAAGUCCUGUUCGUUUACUUUGAGAAUCAGGCAACACAUGAUCAUUCCGGCGAAAUAUUGCGUGAGGUUACCAAGUGUGACAUAUCCUAUGUAUCACUCAGAAAGAAAUCCCUUCCGCUGGAGGCAGUCAAAGACGAUGGCAUAUUGAUGCACAUGGUUAUGAUAAUCAAGGACAUCUCACAACCCCUAAAACUAUCCCUGAUCAAUAAAAAAUCCGCGGCCAAGCAUCUGUCACAUGUUAUUCUACUCGUGCGGGAUGCGGAGAAGCUCUCAUUGGGCUGGAUGCGUGCCAGUUUCAGGCAGUUCUGGAGCAUUUGGCUGCUGAACAUAGUCAUAAUCUUCUGGCGGGAUGACCGCUUGCAUGUCUAUCGCUACAAUCCAUUUACGAAUGAUUUUCUGCUGCCGGUGCACGUGACGCCGGGUGAAUUACCAACGCUGGCGCAGCUUUUUCCCAAGAAGAUACCAAAUAUGCAACGCAAACCGUUGCGCAUGUGCCUCUACAUGGACGAUGUGCGGGCCAUUUAUGGACCGCAGGGCAAGAUCAUGGGCACAGAUGGAUUGCUCUCCAGCUAUAUAGCACAGAGCCUGAAUGCGACGAGGAUUAUAACACGCCCGUUGUCAUAUAGUGAGCACAACCAAAGCCUAGAUAUAUGCGCCAAGGAAAUAGCCAAUGAGUUCGAUGAUUUGGCCAUGAACAUACGCUUCCUGGCGCCGGAUACGUUCAAGAAGCGCGCCGAAGCCACCAUAGCCCACAACCGGGAUGAUCUGUGCGUAAUUGUUCCCAAGGCCAAGGCAGAGUUAUUAUUCUGGAACAUCUUUCGUUCAUUUGGCGGUUGGGUUUGGCUCGCCAUUGCCACGUCCAUGCUGCUGGCCAAUGUCUUUUGCUCUGUGGUGCUCUGUGGCCAGCGACUGGGCUGCACGGCUUUGGAGUUGUUCUCCUGCAGCUUGUCACAGCCUGUGGCGCAUAUUCCGCGCAAUAGUUCCGUCUGCAUGUUCCUCAUCUUCUGGCUGUACUUUGGCAUGCUGAUUUGCACCGCGUUUCGAGGCAAUUUGACCAGCAUGCUGGUCUAUCGGAAGUCACAGCCCGACAUCAAUGAUCUGAACACGCUGGCUGCCUCAUCAUACAAGAUACUCAUACGAGCGCGUCAUAUGAGACAUAUACGUCAAUUCUUGAGCAAUGGCCAUGAGCUUGAGGCCAAGAUUAGGCAGCUAAUGCUGGAGGUGCCCGACUCGGAGCUGUUUAAUUAUUUCAAUCACAACUAUCGAUCCUAUGCUUAUCUGGAGAAAUAUCACAUUGCCUCGUUCCAGGUGAAUGCACGCCAGCACAUGCUAAUGGGCCGACCGUUGUUUCACCUGAUGGACAGCUGCCUGGUGCCAUUCCACGCGGUAUACACUGUGCCCUAUGGCUCACCCUAUUUGGGCUUUUUCAAUCAACUAAUUCGUGGUGCACAUGAAUUUGGUUUCGAGCGUUAUUGGGAUCGCAUUAUGAAUGCGGCGUUCAUUAAGGCCGGCACCAAGGUGCACCACCAUCGACGGCACAAUAACAGCGAUGAUCCAGUCGUACUCAAACUGGAGCACUUUCACGCCGUGUUCUUUCUAUGGGCCAUUGGCUUGGCGCUGGCCUUCUUGAUAUUCUUAUGGGAGUUGCUGCAGAAUAACUGGGCCAUAACAAAGCGCAAACGCUAGACAACAGCAUGCAA